Ananas comosus (pineapple) is the source of this 315-nucleotide messenger RNA. RefSeq names its product agglutinin alpha chain-like. Gene Ontology annotation, molecular function: carbohydrate binding. The record is from RefSeq and is a predicted model, not a curated record. NCBI's taxonomy places the organism in Eukaryota, Viridiplantae, Streptophyta, Magnoliopsida, Poales, Bromeliaceae. The coding region runs from base 1 to 315 and encodes 104 amino acids. The transcript has 2 exons.
AUGGGGGCCGCGACGAAGAUUCUGGGCAUCAGAGUUUGGCACGGUGGCGCCAUUGACGCCGUCCAGGUCAUGUACGAGAUAUCUCUCCAGGAAGGGGAGUUCCUCACAUCAAUAUCAGGCUACUACGGUAACUUCGGCGACCUGAACGUCGUCCGUUCGCUUACUUUCGGCACCAAUGUUAGCACGUACGGACCCUACGGUGCUGAAGAGGGAACCGCGUUCUCCGUUCCCGUGGAAGACGGAAAGAUCACUGGAUUUUUCGGUCGAUCCGGUGCGCUCCUCGACGCGGUCGGCGUCUACCUGGGACCAAACUAG